This is a messenger RNA of Cladophialophora bantiana CBS 173.52, 1125 nucleotides long. RefSeq lists its product as uncharacterized. The coding region runs from base 1 to 1125 and encodes 374 amino acids. The transcript has a single exon. Lineage: Eukaryota; Fungi; Ascomycota; Eurotiomycetes; Chaetothyriales; Herpotrichiellaceae. The record is from RefSeq and is a predicted model, not a curated record.
AUGGGUUCGCGAUUUAUUCCUACGAUCGCCUCCCAAUCUCUAGGCCGAGCCCGGUACCACAGCCUGGACCAUAAGCUCGAGCUGUGCCAGAAGUACGGAUUCGAGGCCAUUGAACUCUUCUUCGAGGACCUCGAGGCUGUCGCAAAGGCCUUGCCGGCUUCACAUCCGGCGCUGCCACCGGGUACCUCCUUUGCCGAUUCCACCGAACUGCAAGAAAGCCAACUUGCGGCGGCCGAGUAUAUCCACGACCUCUGUAUCCGUCGCAGAGUGCAAAUCAUAUGUCUCCAACCGUUCAUGCACUACGAAGGUCGGCUGGACUCGGCGUUCCACGGGGAAGCUAUCCAGGAGCUGCAAUUUUGGAUCAAGCUUGCUCGGCGACUAAGCACAGACCUGAUCCAGAUCCCAUCCAGCUUCCUUCCUGCAUCACAAUGUUCAGGCAACCGGGGAAGAAUCGUGGCGGACCUCAGACAAGCUGCAGAGAUCGGUCUUCAAAACGAUCCUCCCACCCGUUUCGCAUACGAAGCCCUGGCUUGGGGAACGCAUGUCGAUACAUGGGAUGCUGCAUGGUCAAUUGUACUGGAAGUCGACAGACCAAAUUUCGGAACUUGUAUCGACGCGUUCAAUCUUGCGGGUCGAAUCUUUGCCGAUCCCGCUUCACUAUCGGGCUUGACUCGCACGGCCUGUGAAGACACCCAGAAGGCAAUUUCGAAGUUACGGAGCGAGCUUCCGUUGGCGUUGGAGAAGGUGUUUUAUGUCGAGGUGUGCGAUGGCGAAAGGCUCGACGUUCCGUUGGGGCCUGGGCAUGAGUGGUACGAUCCUGAGCAACCGGUGCGGAUGUCCUGGUCACGAAAUGCCCGACUAUUUCCCUUUGAGGGAGGGGGAUACCUCCCCGCUUUAGACAUUUUACAGGCUGUGUGCGACGCCGGCUAUACAGGACACGUCUCGUUUGAGCUGUUCUCUCGGACGGCGAAUCGGCCUGGCGGUGAGGUGGCCGAGCAGCACGCCAAAAGGGCAGCUGUGGCAUGGAAGAAAUUGGCAGAGUAUAUGGGCUGGAGCAAACAACAAGCUGGUAUAGACUCGGAAUUUCUGGGUGAUCGUCGGUAUGUGGGAUUCCCGUGGCCUUAA